Molecule: messenger RNA, 2139 nt
Organism: Brassica rapa (field mustard)
Lineage: Eukaryota; Viridiplantae; Streptophyta; Magnoliopsida; Brassicales; Brassicaceae
Gene: ARF18-2
Product: auxin response factor 18
Biological process (GO): response to hormone; regulation of DNA-templated transcription
Cellular component (GO): nucleus
Molecular function (GO): DNA binding
Source: RefSeq, a predicted model, not a curated record
UUGGAGAGAGAGAGUGAGUUAUAUCCAACAGUGUCCUGAAUUACGUUCAGUAAUCAAAAUCAAUAUACGGACAUAACCGUCCGUUGGUGUCCUGUUAUAAAGUUAUUUGCUUUUUUUUUUUUUAUAUCCUCCUUUCAUGGGUCUUUUUCUUUCGUCUCUCUCUGUGUUUCUUUCAUGGGUGUUAAGAGUAGUGCUUAGCUCGUGAAGGGUCUUCUUCUUCUCGUGUUUAUUUUCUUCUGGGGUUCUUCAAUGGCGAAUGUAGAUGGAGACGAUCUCAGAACCUCUCUCUCAAGGUCUUAUAACGAUGAGCUAUACACAGAGCUAUGGAAAGCUUGUGCAGGUCCAUUGGUGGAGGUUCCUCUUGCUGGAGAGAAAGUUUUCUACUUCCCUCAGGGUCACAUGGAACAACUUGUGGCUUCAACUAAUCAGGGAAUUGAAUCAGAGGAGAUACCUGAUUUCAAACUUCCUCCAAAGAUACUUUGUCGAGUUCUCAGUGUCAUGUUAAAGGCUGAGCAUGACACAGAUGAAGUUUACGCUCAGAUCACAUUAAAACCAGAGGAAGAUCAAAGUGAACUUACAAGUCUUGAUCCACCCCUUGUUGAACCAACAAAACAAAUGUUCCACUCGUUUGUAAAGAUUCUAACGGCGUCAGAUACAAGCACUCAUGGUGGAUUCUCUGUUCUUCGUAAACACGCCACUGAAUGCUUGCCUGCCUUGGACAUGGGACAAGCUACUCCUACUCAAGAGCUUGUGACUAGAGAUCUUCAUGGGUUUGAAUGGAGGUUUAAGCAUAUAUUCCGAGGACAACCUAGGAGGCAUUUGCUUACAACGGGUUGGAGUACAUUUGUAUCCUCCAAAAGACUUGUAGCUGGAGAUGCCUUUGUGUUCUUGAGGGGUGAGAAUGGGGAUUUGAGAGUUGGAGUGAGGCGUUUAGCUAGGCAUCAGAGCACAAUGCCUACUUCGGUUAUCUCAAGUCAGAGCAUGCAUUUGGGAGUCCUUGCUACAGCUUCUCAUGCUGUUGUUACCAAAACUAUAUUCCUUGUGUUUUACAAGCCUAGGAUAAGCCAGUUCAUAGUGGGAGUGAACAAGUAUAUGGAAGCUAUGAAGCAUGGAUUCUCUCUUGGUACCAGAUUCAGAAUGAGAUUUGAAGGAGAAGAGUCUCCUGAAAGAAUGUUUACUGGUACUAUUGUGGGAAUUGGAGAUCUAUCUUCACAAUGGCCAGCUUCUACAUGGAGAUCAUUGCAGGUCCAAUGGGAUGAGCCAACAACAUUUCAGAGACCAGACAGAGUCUCACCAUGGGAGAUUGAGCCUUUCUUGUCAUCUCCCCCAGUUUCAACACCUGCUCAGCAAUCACAACCCAAAUGCAAGCGGUCAAGACCUGUAGAAUCAUCUGUUUUGACUCCAGCUCCGCCUUCUUUCUUGUAUGGCUUCCCUCAGAGCCAAGAGACUCCUUCUCCUCCUCCUCCCUCUGCGAGUAGUUGCUAUAGGUUGUUUGGAUUCGAUCUCACAAGCAACCCUCCUGCUCCAAUUCCUCCAGACAAGUGUCAAGAACCCAUCACUCCAAGCGCAGCUAAUGAGCCUAAGAAGCAACAAAAACAAAGGACAAGAACCAAAGUAAUCAUGCAAGGGGUGGCUGUUGGUCGUGCAGUUGAUUUAACGCUGUUGAAAUCGUAUAAUGAACUGAUUAAGGAGCUUGAGGAGAUGUUUGAGAUCAAAGGACAGCUUCUUACUCGAGAGAAAUGGGUCGUUGUCUUCACAGAUGAUGAAGGUGACAUGAUGCUUGCUGGAGAUGAUCCAUGGAAUGAGUUUUGCAAGAUGGCUAAGAAGAUAUUUAUAUAUUCGAGCGAUGAGGUUAAGAAGAUGACAACGAUGUUGAAGAGCUCUUCGUCGUUAGAGAAUGAUGAAAGUAUGGAUUAAUAAUAAUCGUGUAAUUAGGUAUGACUAUGAGUGGUUUAGCUACAUAUAAGUUUAAGGUUUAUUAUAUUAGUAACUUAUGGUCGUGUAAGGGUUCUCUAGACUAUGGUUUUCACUCUGUGUAUAUAAAAGGCUUGCAUGGUCUUGGAUUCUUGGGCCUUGUUUGUUUUCUUUUCGUGUCAAUUUUCAAGUUGGCGUUUUUAAAUGUUUCGGUUUGUGUCGGUU